Molecule: messenger RNA, 1944 nt
Organism: Mesocestoides corti
Lineage: Eukaryota; Metazoa; Platyhelminthes; Cestoda; Cyclophyllidea; Mesocestoididae
Source: the annotation of a GenBank genome assembly
AUGCUCGAGCCUAGUACCGAUAUUGCCUUCGCCAUAAUGCCAUCAAAUGCUGAUGUGUGCUCAUUAGAAACUUCCGUGCCAAUAAACAUUCUUUUCCGUUCGGGCAAAGUAGCGAAACCCCUAUACGAUUAUCGAUAUUCUGAAGAAUGGUCAGUGAGGAAUUUAAUGCAAACAGUUUUCAGUGAAAUUGAAAAAAUGUCUAGUGCCUACAAAGGAUCUAACCUCCUAAUCCUUCCUCACCUUUCAACGGCCUUUCCUCUUCCCUAUAAUAUAUCCGAGCACAGUCCCCUUCUGUUACUUUCCACGGAUUCACACAAUGACCUGGAUAUUUCGCAUUUACCCGAUGUUUACAUGUUUAACUCUCUGCAAAUAUCCUACACUAUUUGUCCACAUGAAGAUGUAAAUGACAAGCCAACUGAAAACGUCUUCCCCAAUGCUGAUUCUCAGCGUUACCAUCUAUUUAGUGGGGCGCUAUCGAAGUUAUUACAACGCUGCCAAACAGCAGUUGUGUGCCCCAUUUGGUGGCGUAAAACGUCUGCGUACUCCCCACGCUCAUAUCUCGAUUCUUGGUUGUCCUGCGGUCUUGAUAAGUCGGUUUCAAGCCUUCCUAGCAAUCAAACAUUCAUUCCAGUUUCCCAGGUAUUAACAUCAAGCCUGUGGGAUCACCCUUCCAGAAACGGUGUGCAAUUGGACGAUUUUAUUAGACAGGCUAUAAUGUACGACUUGCUAAUGGUAUCUUUUUUUCCUUUAGAUUUCAUUGACCUGGCGGCACAUUUGUUAAAUGAUGAGCGAAAGCCCAAUGAAUCCCCAGUCCCUUAUAAAGGCAUUGAUGGUCUUUUUCUUGUGAGUAAAAUUAAUCGUCGUUGCUGCGAGUUUGCAGUUCAGGAGGCGACGAAUCAAGUUGGGGUUUUCUCUACGUCGAAAGUUCGAGCGCAUGCACUUGCAUUGCUAAAAGGCCAAACGGAACUAGAGCAUGGUAGAAUUUGUCCACAGGAUGAACUUAAAAAUUACACUCAUGUAAAGGCCCCAAGCAUCGAUGGUCUGGGUUGCAGAAGAUGGGGUAACGAUUCCCUUACAUUCGUCACAGUAUCCGCCCGUAAUCCACCGCCGUGGGUGAAUGUUCUGAUCGGGGACGAAGGAAAUCUACCGGCGAUCUCCAUUAUUGACUCAAAGGUCGCAGCUUUCAUCGGGAAGUUUCAUAAUGGCACUCUCGAGCGUCAUUUGUUUUCAAGAAAGAAAAUUCUUCAACAAGACAACCUCUUACACGAAGCCCACAAUGCCACUGAACUCGAAUCACUGAUUGGCCUCGCAAACAAACAUGUGGUUGUCCUGUUUUUUGGUCGUCACUGUGGCUACACAACUCACGGUCGAGGCGCUCUUUACGAAUUUCGAUCGGUAGCCAGGCACUUUGUUAACCACCAGUCCCUUCUCUUUGUUACUGUCGACGUCGAUUCUGUGCAACUCCCGUGGUCGCUGACAGUGGAGCACAUUCCCGUCAUAAUUUUGUUCCCACUGGAUAGAAAGUCAAACUCCAUCGUCUUUCCGCAAGCACUCCUCUCUUCGUCCGAUCUCUACUCCAACUUGAUCAACUUCCUACGCAAGCACACCAGUUCAACUUCAAACUCAAGUGUUCCCGCCAACGAUGCAUUUCGUCUGGCCCAGCACAUCGAUGUCCACGUGGCCCGUCUUACAUCGGGAGAAGUCCUCCUAGGAGACCUCAUUCAACGCCUACGGAUCAGUUUGGUUGAACUCAGUUCACUGAUCCAAAUGCACCCUUUUAAGCACGUUGCGUCCACGGCAGCAGGCCAAUUAUCCCUCCGGUGCCUGCUUUUUACCCGGCACCGACUUUCUUCACAGUGGCGUCGUCUUGUGGAAGCUCGUGAACGCCUGAUCAAAGAGCGGAAUCACGCAAAGGCGGUGCGAGUACACCUAAUUACCAGGUAA